AGCGUGCAGGGGAAAGGGGAGUUACGAGGAGAAGGAGAGGGCGCACACUGGGCCAGUUGUGCCGGUCACUCCCGCAGAGGCGAUGGCCUUUUUGUCAAGAGCUCUCCUUGUUUUCGCCCCGGACACCAUCUCGCAUUCACAGUCGUGACAGUGGCGCACAAAAGAGGAGAAAGAUGCGUUUUCAAAAGCGCCAUUCUUUGCCGGCUGGGCGGUGACCGCGAGCGCCCUGAGUGGAUCAUUGUGGAAAACUUGGAAGAGGAAGGAGAAGGGGAGAACACGCGGAUGAGUAGCGGGAUUUUCUAAACGUCUCGUCACCCGGCUCACGUUUUUUUUUUUUGGACGAGCUGCUCCAAGUUUUUACGCACCAACUUGCUAUUUAAAAAAAAAACGCAAGCGCGCGCCGUUAUUGUGGAUUUGUUUUGGCUCCGGGCAAUGUCGGACCGUGAUGGUCCGAUGAUGUGACGUCUCCAUCUCGGUGGUUCGAGAGGGAUAAACUUCUGGAUCUCUGGCGAUCUGAAGGAUGCCGGUUGAUCAACGGACAAACAUGGAGGAGAAACUGUGGAUAUUGGAGGACCUCAAUAUGAUGUACAUCCGGCAGAUUGCUCUCAGUUUGCAGGACAGCGACAUCCAAAGAAAAAUCGACCAUGAGAUCCGAAUGCGCGACGGGGCCUGCAAGCUGCUGGCCGCCUGCUCGCAGCGAGAUCAGGCCUUGGAGGCGGCCAAGAGCCUGCAGACGUGCAGCACCCGCAUCAUGGCCUACAUGUCCGAGUUGCAGAAGAUGAAGGAGGCGCAGGUCAUGCAGAAGGUGACGCGCAGGUCGUCCGACGCGGGGCCCACGGACGACAGACUACCGUGCAAAGGCAAAGUGGCCAUAUCGGAUCUCCGUAUACCGCUCAUGUGGAAGGACACCGAGUAUUUCAAGAACAAAGGAGAGCUCCAUCGCUGCGCAGUGUUUUGCCUCCUGCAGUUAGGAGGAGAGAUCUUCGACACGGACAUGGUGAUCGUGGACCGCACGCUCACGGACAUUUGCUUCGACAACACCAUUGUGUUCAGUGAAGCCGGCCCCGCUUUCGAGCUGCGCGUGGAGCUGUACAGCUGCUGCUCAGAGGACGACUUCUCGGCCGGGAGCACCCCCAGGAAGCUGGCCAGCAAGCUGAGCUCCUCCUUGGGUCGCUCGACUGGGAAGAAACUGCGGGCGGCCAUGGAGCCCGGGCCGUGCAGCCCAGUGAGCAAUGGAGGGGCCUCUCCUCUCCUGCUGCCCGUUCCUUCUGUGCCGGGGCCCAAGUACCACCUGCUGGCUCAUACCACCCUGUCGCUGUCACACGCCCAGGACAGUUUCCGUACGCACGACCUCACCAUCUCAGGCAACGAAGAGUGUUCAUACUGGCUGCCCCUCUAUGGAAGCGUGUGUUGCCGCCUCGCAGCCCAGCCUCAGUGUAUGACGCAGCAGAUGAUGAGUGGACCCUUGAAGGUGUCGCAGUCGGGAGGUGGACCACACAGCUGGACCAACGUGUAUGCAGUCCUGAAAGGAACCAGCCUCUCCUGCUAUCAACAACAAGAAGACAUACAGGAUAGCGUGGACCCGGCGUUCACCAUCGCCAUCAACAAGGAGACGAGGAUACGCGUGUCGGAGAAGGACGCUCAGGGCAAAGCUCAGAACGUUUGCAUCAGCAACCAGUACGGCGGCGAAGACGUCACGCACAUGCUCACCACAGACAGUCGAGAGGAGACGCACAGGUGGAUGGAGGCCUUCUGGCAACACUUCUACGACAUGAGUAAGUGGAAGCAGUGCUGCGAUGACUUGAUGAAAAUUGAACAGCCGUCACCACGGAAACCGGCCCCCGUCACGCCGAAGCAGGGCUCCCUUUACCACGAAAUGGUUAUUGAGUCUUCUGACGAGUUCGGCAGCAGCGUGUCCGACAUGUUGGCCCGGAGGAUGCAGGAGUUGGAGCUGCGCAGCCAGCUGGGCACCUCUCCCACCUGGAUGUCCCUCUUUGAGGAGAACCACCCCAAAAGCGUUGGCCUGCCUCAUCCGUGUGCCUCCCGCCUGGCGGGCCACGGCCCCCUCAACCCCCACCGCCUCUCGCGGAGCCCCGCCAGCCCCCCGCGAGCUCUCCUGUCCUCGGACGCCAGCCUGACGUCCGACAGCGACAGCCACUGCAGCACCAGCCCCUGCUCGCACCACCACGGCUGGCCCGACACUCCGCCCUUCUCCCUGUCUUCCCAAUCCCGCCUGAGGCCGCGCACACUCUCGCUGGACGCCAAGCUGAGCACGCUGCGGGGGAGGGGCUACACGGGAGGGGGCGCCUUCCACUGCCCCUGCCGGCCUCCCCCUUCGUCCCGCUCGCCGCUGUCCCAGCGCAGCACCCAGACCACGCUGUCCUGCUCCAGCUCCACCUCCAGCAGUAGCUCCAGCAAUAGCGAGGGCGGACAGAGCCCGGAGUUGUCCGAGUGCGCCGCCUUCUCACGACCCUCGCCGGCCAGACGCAGCCUCAGGAACCUCAAGGCCAGACUGGACCCCCGCAACUGGCUCCAAAGUCAGGUGUGACCUCAAGCCGAGGAGACUCUUCCGCGAGACUGGUGACAAUCUCUGGGAGCUACUGGCCCAUUUUGCGAGGUUUGGGGUCGUGCUGCUUGGGAGCACCUGUCGACCUUUCCCCAUUUCAAACUGGAGUUUACCUUUCACUCAUUUCUCCAUCCUGGCUUCACGAUCUUUUUCAUCUCUGUUCAUUCACUAGCAUUUUUGUUGUGACUGAAAAGUGUUUUUCUAACAAAAGUGUCUAGUAUGUAUGCCGUCAAUAUGAGUGAGCGUGUGAUGGAAUGCCUCGAAAGCAGUGGUGUCCAAACUACAGUCUGGGGGCCAUUUGAGGUCCAUGACGGAUGCUGACAUGAACAAAUACGGUACGUGUCAUUUACCUCAUUUGUAGAACAGUGGUGCCUUGAGAUAGAAGUGAUUUGACUAGAUUUUUUUUUACGAGCGAUUUAUGAUGGCAAUGAACUUAACAUGUUGAAGUUUAUUGGCAAACUAAACCUAAAAUAGAAUGCUAUACAUGUAUUUAAUACAACCACAUAGUUUUGCCUUAAUAAAGUCUGUUUAGCCUGGUGCAAACAAAAAAAUGCAAAACAUCAGAGACGAGCGAAUGAAUAGCUUCGCUGUUGCAGUAUAUUGGAUAUUUGAACACAAACGGUGAAGAAACACAUGCAGACAGAUGAUAAACAAUACUCACAGGCAAGUGUUCUUUGUUCUUGUGCAAAAAAAAGGCAAUAUUACAGCAGCAUAGUGCACUGCAAAUAAAAAUUGUGAGCUUUUUUGGGGAGGCGGAAACGGAAUAAUGCCAUUUCCAUUCAUUACAAUGAGUAAAGAUGAUUUGAGAUACAAGUGCUUUGUUCCAAACUUACCGGUAGAUACAGAAUGAAUAAAACUCAAUAUCUCAAGACACCAUUGUACCUUUUGUUUUCUAAACUUGCUGACAGAGCAACAGAAGAAGAAGAAAUUGGUUCCCACGUCACUAGCUACAAAAUGAACGAAGAUGAUUCAGGUACGGCAGCAACUUGCGUGAAUGCCAAUUGUUUGCUCCACUUUCUGCCCUGCAUUAAGGGCCAUCUUGGCACAGUGUGCGCUUGUAAUGGAAAUGUAUAUACAGUACAGUAAUAUAUAAAAGCAUUUUUUAAUUUCUUUAUUUAUCUUUACCCGCGCUGAUGGUUUGGUUUUAGCGCGUCGCAUAAACGGAAGGUGAAGAAUUAUCAAGGUGGACCUUGCAUCCUUUCAUUUUUCUGCAUGUGGCCCUUGGAAGAAAAUGUCUGGACACCCCUGCUCUUAAAGGGUCACUGUCUCUUGCCAGUACUGUGAUAUGUAACUGUUGAAGAAUAUUCACACACAAGAGCGAUCUGCUGUCACUCCGCUACACUGCACCAGGAGAUGUAGUUGCUAUUUUUAACUUGCGUGAUUUGGCUGACAUUUCAUUAGUUUCAGAUUUGAUAACAUGAAGCGGUUCAUCACUGGUCAUUACUGCGAUUGCUUCAAAGGGUUCAAAUGAUAAAUUCUGGCUAUUUACAGAAGGAGGAGUAGAGCCACACCAUAAAUUUGAACAUGCAUUUAUUCAAUAAAGUUAUAGUCAGAUGAUGAAAUAUCAAACCAACGGUUUUAUUUUUGUUCCCAACCCAGUCAACCAAAUAUUUAUAUGUAUAAUUUCUUUUAUUCAUCUGCAUGGAAAAAUUCCCUAACAAGGCAAAUUCCCUAUGGCACGUCACUGACCGUCAUUGUCAAAUGUUCCGUACGUAUAACUUGACCGUUAUAAUACUACCAUUCAGCUAGUAAUAAUAUUUUUGCUUCAUUCUCAUAUCAUAGAAAGUUCAUUUUUUUAUGAACUGAUGAGUUGCUGAAGUAAGAGUCUGAUUAGCUUCUUGUAGAAGAGCACGCCCCCCCCUCCCCCAUUCUCCCUUUGUUGUCACUUUGACGUGGGUCUCCUAAAAUGUCAAACUUGGAUUCAUUUUCAGUGUGGCUUUAACCAUCCUUGGUAAAGUAGAACAUGAACAUGCCCCUGUUUAACAGUUGAUAUAUAUAUUUUAUUUUUUUUCUCGGAAAUAUAAGACCAUGACGUAUAUUCAGUUUGAAAAAUAACAACAGUACCGGUAUGUCUGUUAGAUGUAAAAAUGUAGAAUGGCCUGGUUGCAUAAAUACUGUAUGAACAUCCAUCAACUAAUGCUUUAUCAAAGCAGCUCUGGUUUCAAUGUCCGUUUUGUACAGUUUAUCUGUCUCAUUUUUAUUUUGUUGUUGUUGUUGUUUUAUUUUUUAUUUUUAACCACAUCAAACAAAGUGAGUCUUUCAAUGGGGUAGUUCACUUCCCUUUUCCACGGAACAGUUUUGGCUGCAUCCAUUGUUGUCUGAACCGAGUGAAAAGCCAUAAAUGAUUCUCUUACUGUCCUUUUUAAAUGUGAAAAUACAUCCAUUCAUUAUAAACAACCAUAAACCUGGCUG
This is a messenger RNA of Hippocampus zosterae (dwarf seahorse), 4978 nucleotides long. It is a transcript of the gene rtkna, whose product is annotated as rhotekin a. Gene Ontology annotation, biological process: mitotic cytokinesis; signal transduction; septin ring organization. The transcript is spliced from 11 exons. The record is from RefSeq and is a predicted model, not a curated record. Lineage: Eukaryota; Metazoa; Chordata; Actinopteri; Syngnathiformes; Syngnathidae. The coding region runs from base 521 to 2548 and encodes 675 amino acids. Gene Ontology annotation, cellular component: actomyosin contractile ring.